UUACUACAGUGGAUUUGGGAAUUCCCCAGGAAAACACCUACGCAGCCACACGGCCUUUUCUGGAUAAACUGGGCAACAGCAAGCCGCUCACAAGGGGAGCAAUUUGUAGUUUUAUAAUGCUCCGGACAUGGAGGGAAUCUGAGGCUUGUGCGACAGCGCUUGCCGCUGUUGUUUGGGAAUUUGUCCAGAAAGAGCUCAUCUUGUUCCCAUAAAAACACCAACAAGCGUCAGACGGAAUCCAUCUGGAUAGAAGCGAAAACGGCGCAACAGAUAGUUGUUUGUCAGGACAGGCAGUUUCUCUUGUUAUAGCUGACAUCAUUUAAACGGCUGAUUUAUCUAUAAAUGGAGGGGGUGCACGAUAUUCACGGUGAAUCCCGGAGACAGAAUGCACGGCCUGCACCGAGCUACGCUAUGGAGAAAAGGGGCGCCGUGGACUCUGUCCCGGAGGACUGGUGUGACAGCGGGCUAGACUCCUUAAGUGGGGUCGGACUCGGUUUUGAGGGUCCCUACGGCACUUACACCGAGGCCGAACAGAUGUGGACACCUGGACGGUCUGUGUCUGACAUCCCUCCGUCGGACGAGUCCGACAACAGGAGUACCACGGAUUGUGUGUCGAUUGGCGGCGGAGAGAGGCUGGACUCUGCCAUCGGGGACUCGAUUAAUGAGGAUGCGGUGGUGGGGUGCCUCUCCGACGGGAUCGGCACCAUGAUCCUGGGCGAGCCUGCAGGUACAGACAGACUGGCGAAUUCAAACACUGAGGAGGGUCGGCAGCGAAGGGAAGAGCUCUUCAACACGCUCAACUUUCUGUCAGAGGACGGUGACACGGUACUUCAUUUGGCACUGAUUCAUGAGCAGUGGGGUGUUGUUCAGUGCCUGCUUGAAGAAAUUGUGGUUAACAACAGCUGGACUCCUUACCUGGACACUCAAAAUGACCUGGGCCAGACCGCUCUACAUUUAGCAGUCAUCGUAGACCGGAGUGAGUGUGUUCGGGCACUGUUGUGGAGUGGAGCCAGUGCGGAGAUCCAAGAGAGGGGUGGAAACACACCUUUACACCUGGCUGUCAGAGAGCUUCGCAAAGAGUGUGUGAGAGAGCUGACCAGCUGCUCACGGACCCCACCAGUGCACCUGAACAUCACCAAUUAUGCAGGUGUGAGUGCACUGCACCUGGCUGUACGUAGGGGCAAUUGUGAGAUCAUCAAUAUGCUGCUGGAGGCUGGAGCAAAUGUAAAUCAACGGGAUUUGGGGUCAGGUCGGUCUCCAUUGCACUGGGCGGUGGAAGGUCAGAGGUCAGAGGUAGUGAAGUUAUUAUUGAGCGCUGGCGCAUUGCCGAAUCAGCGCUCAUAUGCAGGCCACACCCCAUUCUACUGUGCCCUUUACCGACCCAACAAAGAGGUGCAGGCCCUACUUAGUGCCCAUGGGGCCACAUACACACAGGACGAUGAGGAAGAGGAGGAGUACCGAGAGAGUGAGGAGGAGGAGUUUGAUGAUGUCAUCAUAAAUGGACAGCGAGUGCUGUAGCUGUAAAACAUGGACACAACUCUGCCAUCAGACCCCUUGAACUCCAGCUGAACGAUUGUGGAGUCUUGAGUGUAUUUGGUGGAGACUAUUAUGUGUGUCUGCGUGUGUGUAUUUU
Messenger RNA from Sinocyclocheilus rhinocerous, 1633 nucleotides. Its product is annotated as NF-kappa-B inhibitor beta-like. The record is from RefSeq and is a predicted model, not a curated record. Bases 343 to 1518 code for a protein of 391 amino acids. Gene Ontology annotation, biological process: toll-like receptor 4 signaling pathway; cellular response to tumor necrosis factor. NCBI's taxonomy places the organism in Eukaryota, Metazoa, Chordata, Actinopteri, Cypriniformes, Cyprinidae. The transcript is spliced from 6 exons. Gene Ontology annotation, cellular component: cytosol. Gene Ontology annotation, molecular function: NF-kappaB binding.